Molecule: messenger RNA, 1140 nt
Organism: Mytilus trossulus (common blue mussel)
Lineage: Eukaryota; Metazoa; Mollusca; Bivalvia; Mytilida; Mytilidae
Exons: 8
Coding region: 106-1140 (344 amino acids)
Source: RefSeq, a predicted model, not a curated record
UAUUGUAAUCAGUGUAUUGGUUGCUAAUGGAAGCUUCAAAUUAUCUCCCCUUUCGUGACUCUCCAGUGUAGAAAUACAAUUACCCUACAGUUGUAUAGUAACAAUAUGGCUGAGGAAGUAGACAUCUCAGAGCAGACUACACAUUUAUGCAGCCUUUCUCACUUUUCUAAGACUCCAUGUUCACAUGUUUCAACCUCAGAAAAUGCUUCAAAGUUAAUUUAUUUGAAAGAAUGUAAGAAGUCAGUAUCAAAUCACUUACGUUCAUUGAACAUUUCAUACGAUGAGAACAUUUUGACAGAAGGUCUUCUUAUAUGUUUACGUGUUGGUAUAUUUCGUUUAAUGCCACAUUUCACUGUUUGCCCUUAUCAUCGGUCAUCUUUGGGGUUGAAUUGGAAGAGGAAAACAUCAUGUGUAUUUCCUGGCCAUACUGGAAAGAGUAAAGGGGAUAGACCGAUAUCAUACAGGACCAGCUACGCUCUGAUUUCACAGGGAGGAACAUUCUUGCCAAUAGGAUCAGCUAUCUGUAAAGUCUGCAAAACAAAAACAUGUAACAUCCUAGAAUUAUUUCCUGAUAUGAUGGACAUUAUUCCUGGUGAUGAGAAUUCAGGAGAAAUAAAAAUAAAUGAUCAGAUGGACAUUUAUCCUUGUGAUAUGGAUUCUGAUGGUCAUUAUUUAGAGCAUAAGUUUUCAGUAGUUGAACAGAACCAGACAAGAUAUAAGGGCAUGCAGUCAGAAGAUAUGACAGCUAAGGAAGAAAAUGACAUGAUAAGUGAAGAUGAAGCAUCUAUAUGGAUUUCACAGUCUGAUUCAGAAAAUUAUACGGUUUCUCUGCCAUCAUCUCAGAUAUCAUCAUGGAGUGCAGAAAAUGACAUACAAAGAAACACAUUAGAGGAAAUAAACAGUGCACUGAACAUUAUUGGUGGGGGGAAAAUCAGUCCAAUUACAUACCAAAUAAGGAAGGAUGUUAACGAACUCAAACCAAGAACAGUGCGCAGCCUGAAGAGAAAAGCAUCUGCUACGGUUCAUGAAGCUCUUGACUGUCUUGCACCAUUUCAAGCAAAAAAAGUUUGGCAACUCAUAUAUAUGGACAUGGCUGAGAGUCGAACUCACAACCUACCGCACUCAAGCCGAUUACGCUAA